Molecule: messenger RNA, 1158 nt
Organism: Pieris rapae (cabbage white)
Lineage: Eukaryota; Metazoa; Arthropoda; Insecta; Lepidoptera; Pieridae
Product: muscle-specific protein 20
Exons: 4
Coding region: 134-682 (182 amino acids)
Molecular function (GO): protein binding
Source: RefSeq, a predicted model, not a curated record
CUCGUAUAAAACAGGAAUGGAUGACUCAAUACAGGUUAUUUUGUUCUUCACUUUUGCAAGAGAGCCAUCUAGUGGUUGACGUGCCAAACGGGCCUGUGUUUUGUGUGUGCUAGUGAUUUGAAAAACAAGUAAAAUGCCUGGUCGUCCUAUUUGGCAGUGUGCCGGCAAGCGCGAGCCAGAAAAAGAAAUCGAAGCACAAAGAUGGAUUGAAGCUGUGAUUGGUGAACGGUUUCCAUCUGAUCUUCCCUACGAGCUGGCAUUACGCGACGGCAUUAUUCUUUGCAAGCUGAUGAACAGGUUGCAACCAGGGAUCAUUUCGAAGGUCAACGUUUCCGGUGGGGACUAUAAACUCAUGGACAAUAUAAGCCAAUUCCAAAACGCUUGCGUAAAGUAUGGAGUACCAGAUGUAGACCUAUUCCAGACAACUGAUCUUUGGGACCAGAAGAAUAUUGCACUUGUAACUCAAACUAUUUUCGCCGUCGGCAGAACGGCCUACAAACACCCCGAAUGGCGCGGCCCAUUCCUCGGCCCCAAGCCAGCUGAAGAAAAUCGACGUGAAUUCAGCGAAGACGUUCUUCGUGCCGGAAAUACUGUCAUCGGCCUUCAAGCUGGAACAAACAAACUAGCUUCGCAGUCCGGACAAAGCUUUGGCGCCUCUCGUAAAAUUAUUCUUGGAAAGUAAUCUAUGGUUAUUUUGUACUCGGUAUAUCAUCUGUGGGUUUUUAUGUUUGUGGUAAUUAGAAUUUUCUUUGAAUAUAAUAGUUAUGGUUUUAAAUAAGAAAUACUCCUCCAGUCUAUUUGUAGAUUGUUAUAUACAUGAAAUAUACUCAAAUUAAUGUUCCUUGAUAAAUAAAUAAACUUAAACGUGCUACCAAAAAUUACUUCUAUUUUAUAUAUACUUAUACUAGUAUUUAUUAGUAAAAUGUGAUCUCUGUGACAUAAUUUUUAUAUUUUUUGCCGUAAUAAAUAAUAGAUUAUACCAUUGUGAAUGUAUCGUGUAUUUAUAUAUCUAUAUGUUUUAGACUAAAGUUCUAAAAACUAAGAUAUAUAUUACGUAGAUUAUUUAUGGAGCGGGACAUUAAAAUAUAAUCGCAUAAUAUUGUCUUUAGCAUGAAAUAGUUAUAAGGGCCACUGCAAAAUAAAAAUGAUGCAGUUUUA